Molecule: messenger RNA, 1083 nt
Organism: Cervus elaphus (red deer)
Lineage: Eukaryota; Metazoa; Chordata; Mammalia; Artiodactyla; Cervidae
Gene: C1QA
Product: complement C1q A chain
Exons: 3
Coding region: 157-891 (244 amino acids)
Molecular function (GO): protein binding
Source: RefSeq, a predicted model, not a curated record
CUGGCCCCUGGGGCGGAUCCAGGGAAGGAGAAGGAGAAGUGGGAAGGGAUGUGAAACUUGGCCCCGGGCCAGCACCGCCCUGCUGGGUGUCCCACAGGGGUCCCCGCGUGAAGGACCAGAGUAUCCAGUGCGCUGAAGACUGGACGCAGCGGGACCAUGGAAGUCCCCCAGGGCUGGCUGGUGAUCAGCGUGCUGGCCAUCUCCCUGGCCUCCUCUAUGACCCAGGACGUGUGCCGAGCCCCGGAUGGGAAGGACGGGAAUGCAGGAAUACCUGGCCGACCCGGACGGCCAGGCCUCAAGGGGGAGCGGGGGGAGCCGGGGGCCCCUGCCAUCCAGACGGGGAUCCGUGGCCUUAAAGGAGACCAGGGUGACCCUGGACCCCCUGGAAAUCCAGGCAGAAUGGGCUACCCAGGACCCGCUGGUCCCAUGGGGCCCCCUGGCCUCCCGGGGUUGAAGGGCACCAAAGGGAACCCCGGAAACAUCAAGGACCAGCCGCGGCCAGCCUUCUCGGCCGUGAGACCGAACCCUCUGACGAGAGACAACGUGGUCAUCUUCAGAGAGGUCAUCACCAACCAGGAGAAUGUGUACCAGAACAACACGGGCAGGUUCCACUGCUCUGUCCCAGGCUACUACUAUUUCACCUUCCAGGUGGUGUCCAAGUGGGACCUCUGCCUGUCCAUCAGGUCCUCUGGGAGGGGCCAGAUCCAGCCCUUGGGCUUCUGUGACUUCAACAGUAAGGAAUUCUUGCAGGUGGUGUCUGGAAGCACGGUGCUGCAUCUCCAGCAGGGAGACCAGGUCUGGAUUGAAAAAGAUGCCAGUAGGGGCCGCAUUUACCACAGCCCAGAGGUCGAUAGCAUCUUCAGUGGCUUCCUCAUCUUCCCAUCCACUUGAGCAGGGAAGACCAACCCCCCCACCCCCGGUCCCCAUCGUGGCCUCUGCAUCCUGCUGUGUGACCCUGGCCCACUCACUCCAGCUCUCGGGCCAUCUCUGCUCUGCCCUAUCAAGUGGGUGUUCUGUUGCUUUAGCUGCCUGAACGGAGAUCAUGUCUUAGAACUCUUCCUGGAAUAAAUAUCUGAAUCCACA